UUUUUUUUAUAUUUUUUAUUUGAAUCUAAACUGGGGUUUAGCUCUUAUUAGUUGAAUUUUGCUUGAUGGUUUUUUUUUUCAAUAAUAUCAGGGUAGUUGUUUCUCUUUCAAUUUUUCACAUCAUUUGUGUUUUGUUGCAAAUACAUACAUGUAAAAUUAUAGACUUUAAUGGAAUCUCUUGAAUUGAUAUUAAAUAUUUUUGAUAAUUUUUAGGUUUCUUAGAGAACAAAGUAUACUAAUAUCAGUUUAUGUAAUUUGGGCAUUUUUGUUUUUAAAUGUUGGUUUUCUAGGUGCUAUAAGCUAUUUGAGACUGGGCUUGAUUAAUGGCAAUGCAUAUAUAUUGCUAUCCUUUUGGUUCGCAUAGGACUGGAAUUUGGAAUUGUUGCAGAGAGAGAAACUUGCUUUUGGAUGCUUACUUGUAAACUAGAGCAGCCCAAGUUGGUUUUUUUUUAAUUUUAUUUGGAUGCUCAAUUUUUAAUACAAGUUCGGUGAUUGAUAAGUGGUUCUUCGAGUUAGUUUCAGUGAUUUCUGUUAUUAGAUUUGGGUUGGUGGGUUAGCUGCUACAUUCUUUGCAUCAUGCCAGUUGUUCAAAAACUGUAUGAUGCCUGCAAAGAGUCUUUCUCGGCUAAUGGUCCUGUUUCUGAAGAAGCUCUUGAAAAAAUCCGUGCUAUUCUAGAUCAAAUGAAGCCUUCUAAUGUGGGUCUCGAACAGGAAGCACAGUCAGCAUGUCAAUGGAAAGGUCCCAUAAAUGGUACCAAUGGAAGAAAAGGGCACAAUGGGAGACUUCAGUACCCACCUCCUAUCAAAUAUUUGCAUUUGCACGAGUGUGACAAAUUCUCUAUAGGGAUCUUCUGUAUGCCACCUUCCUCCAUCAUACCACUUCAUAAUCAUCCUGGAAUGACUGUGUUGAGCAAGCUUCUUUAUGGCUCUUUGCUUGUAAAAUCUUAUGAUUGGAUUGAUCUACCUGGUUUUAAUGAUCCAUCCCAAGCAAGACCUGCAAGACUUGUUAGAGAUUAUGAAAUGACAGCACCUUGUGGUACAACAGUUCUAUAUCCUACCAGUGGUGGCAACAUUCAUUGUUUCAAAGCCUUGACACCCUGUGCUCUGUUUGAUGUUCUUUCACCACCUUAUUCCUCAGAAGAUGGGCGACACUGCUCAUAUUUCCGACGGACCCCAAAACGAGAACUGCCAGAAGGAACUGAAGCAUUGUGUGGCAUUGAACCCUCUGAAAUCACUUGGUUAGAAGAAACUCAACCUCCAGAAAACUUCGUGGUAUGGAGGGGGCUGUACAAAGGCCCUCCUAUUAGACGUUAAAAGGUUUUUUGUUAUAUUUUUUGGACAGGAUGUACAAUACCAUCAAUCAGAUUAGAUGAACAAAUGAAGAACUAAGGAAUUUAUUGCUGAAAAAGUUAGUUGCUGAAAAAGUUAGUUGUCAACUAACAUGGGCAGGCAGUAAUAAUCACUUGUUGGCAUUGUCAAGGUAUUUGCUGUACAUAUUUUAUGUAUUGGAGUCGGUGAUAAAUGGCAAUUGGGGAAAAAAAAAGAAUGUGUUCUUUUUUCCCUUAUAUUUGAUUGGUCAUUUUUGCAAUAAAUGAGUUGCUCGAAGAGUAUUUUUCUUAA
This is a messenger RNA of Populus nigra (black poplar), 1620 nucleotides long. Its product is annotated as plant cysteine oxidase 5-like. The transcript has 5 exons. Gene Ontology annotation, molecular function: oxidoreductase activity, acting on single donors with incorporation of molecular oxygen, incorporation of two atoms of oxygen. Bases 577 to 1314 code for a protein of 245 amino acids. The record is from RefSeq and is a predicted model, not a curated record. Lineage: Eukaryota; Viridiplantae; Streptophyta; Magnoliopsida; Malpighiales; Salicaceae.